ACCCAUCUCCAACUCUUGGACAGCAAAUAGUUUCCAUAGUAUAUUAAUGUUGUGGAGAGCAGCAAACGUCACAUUUAAUUCUAAAACGCGCGGGCAGAUUAUCUGGCGGCAGGGAUUCAAAAUUGAAUUCACAUUAAAUUCGAUCAGUCACUUCACCCUGGAGAGUUAAAAGAAUCGCAACGGAAAGCAAAACAGGAAACGGAAAUUAACUCUUCAAAAAUUGUGGGGGCAACCGACGUUCCGCAUUUCUUGGCUGUCUUCUGCUAUAAAUAUAAGCAUUUUCAACACCAGAUAUCCAAAAGGGCGAAGAUCAUCAUCAUCAUAAUCGAACAGGUGAGAAAGUAGAAAUGAGCGGAAAGGAACGGCCUGUGGCGCGGGAAGAUGAAGAAUGUGAAGAGAGCUAUGCAUCAUCAUCUUCCGAUGAAGAUAGCGAAGAGAGCUAUUCAUCAUCAUGUUCUGAUGAAGAAAGUGAAGACAGUUAUUUAUCACCAUCUUCUGAUGAAGACGAGGGUAGGGAAAAUUCAGCUAGGAGAAGUCCCAAAGAACGUUUUCAAUCUUUGCAAGCAUCUCUGAAAUGUGCUGAUUACUGUAAGCAGUGUGAUGGCACGAAAGCGGACUUGGUUAAAGCGAAAAGAGAUAAUAAGAAAUUGGCUGAAAGAAACAAAAAAUUAGAGGAGGAGCUCAAAAGGGCUAAAGAACGAGAAGAAUCUAGCAAAAAAAUAAAGGAGGAGCUCAAGAGAGCUAAAGAACGAGAAGAUAAGGCUGGCGAGGUUAAUGACUUGUUGAACUGUACAAUUUGCUUCCAACCAUGGACUCAAUCAGGAGAACAUAAUUUCUGCUCUCUUUCUUGUGGCCAUUUCUUUGGAAGAUCAUGCAUAACAAAAUGGAUUUCAAGAAAUGGAAGUUGUGGUCCCUCCACUAUUUAUGAUGGGGUGAUGAAGCUUGCACAGGCAGAUUAGUCAAUUAUAUUGAUAUACUUUACCAAAAAAAUUGUAAUAUUAUCUAUGUUCAGGAAACCGGUGUUUUUUUAUAUCUAACUAUAUUUAGUUUAAAUUUUGAAAAUCUUGUAAAUUGAUCAUUGGGGACUUUGAAAGAUAUAAUUUUGAAUUAUUCGGGAAAUUGUUCUAAUUUUAGUAGCAAA
This is a messenger RNA of Cryptomeria japonica (Japanese cedar), 1141 nucleotides long. RefSeq lists its product as uncharacterized. NCBI's taxonomy places the organism in Eukaryota, Viridiplantae, Streptophyta, Pinopsida, Cupressales, Cupressaceae. Gene Ontology annotation, molecular function: ubiquitin protein ligase activity. Gene Ontology annotation, biological process: protein ubiquitination; interstrand cross-link repair. Bases 348 to 959 code for a protein of 203 amino acids. The record is from RefSeq and is a predicted model, not a curated record. Gene Ontology annotation, cellular component: nucleus. The transcript has 3 exons.